CCUCGCCGCCCCAUCCCAAGCAGACUAUAACAGGAUAGAAAGGGUUGUACGUUUGCUCGGCCAUGCCAAAGUACUAAUCCCGUGCUUGCGUAAAUACAACCUCCCCAAACUGUCCAAGUGAGUUAAGGGUGGGUGGAAAGCCGCCGUUUCCCGACACACUGGUGGAAAGGUUGCGGUUCGGUUGCUGGCGUAACGCGGGCGGGCGGAAAAGUUUUCGUCUGGCAAGGAGUCGGAGACCUUCUUUCCUUGGACGUGUCUGCUGAAAACGGAGAACUCGGGAUGUCUCUCUCGGUACCCCAGAACGGUCGGGGAGAUAACGAACCGGUCAUUGAGCUUUUUGUGAAGGCAGGAAGCGAUGGAGAGAGCAUCGGGAACUGUCCAUUCUCUCAGCGUCUCUUCAUGAUUCUCUGGCUGAAGGGUGUGGUCUUCAACGUAACCACUGUGGACCUGAAGAGGAAACCAGCAGAUCUUCAGAACCUGGCCCCUGGGACACCCCCUCCCUUCAUCACAUUUAACGGGGAGGUGAAAACCGAUGUUAACAAGAUUGAGGAGUUCCUCGAGGACGUUCUCAGUCCACCCAAGUACGCCAAACUCAGCGCAAGGCACCCAGAGUCCACCACAGCCGGAAUGGACAUAUUCGCCAAAUUUUCUGCUUAUAUUAAGAACUCCAAACCUGACGCCAAUGAGGCUCUUGAGAGAGGUUUGCUGAAGACCCUACAGAAGCUGGAUGAGUACCUGUGUUCACCACUGCCCGAUGAGAUCGAUCACAACAGCAUGGACGACAUCAAGGUGUCCCGCCGCAAGUUUCUGGAUGGUGACAACAUGACCCUGGCCGACUGUAACCUGCUGCCCAAACUGCACAUCGUCAAGGUGGUGACUAAGAAAUACCGGGGCUUUGAGAUCCCCAAGGACAUGAGUGGCAUCUGGAAGUACCUGAGUGAAGCGUACACGCGUGACGAGUUCACCAACACCUGCCCCAGCGAAAAGGAGAUUGAGAUUGCAUACGCUGACGUAGCCAAGAGGCUCGUCAAAUAAGGCAUCGUGACGAAUCCAGUCCCAACACUGGGACCUUUUUUUUUGUGACUGAGAAAGAAAAUCUUGAAGUCUUCUUUUCUUCCUCUUCUCUUAUUCUUUAGAGUAAAGCCCCACUGCAUGAAUUUCCCCUCUAGUCCCAUAUCUACAUUUCUUUAAGAUAUCACAUUUAUUGUGAAUGUAACACAAAAGUGGACCUUGGCAAACUUUUCUAUAUCAUGCAUUUUAUUUGAUUUAUUUUUUUUUUUGGUUAACUUUUUCUGAAAGGUUUGAGUUAAUACAAGAAAUGCUACAUGCAGGAGACCGGAGCUGUUUUGUGCGCCUUGUUGGUUUAAACCAGUAUUGCUCCGGCACGCUCACGGAUGGAGACGCACCUCCACCCUCUCCCCUCAUCCACCCUCUGUAGCAGUGGGGGAGGGGCUCCGCUAGCUGCUUUUCCUAAUACGGAUUUAUGCUUUAUAGAAACUGCUUUUCCAAGUUUGCAUUUCUGAAGCUGUGUUUUUUUUGUUUGUUUGUUUUGGUUAAUUUUCUGAUCGUGCGUAUGCAUUGUGUUGGACGUGCCAGUGUUUAUUUCCAGAGAGCGCAAGAUUGAGCGCCGAUUUCUUUAGACUUCCAGACUCUGACAUCACAUGAAGGUAAAUGUUUGUUUGAAUUGAAAUUCAAAACAACUUUUGGUUUUCAACAGUUACAAACUGUUUUGUUAGACUCCACCCAAUUGGCACAUUAUCCAAUAAACUGAUGAAGGUCUGACAUCAGACAAUCAGGAAACAGGCAGUCUCAAGAAAAGAGACACUGGCAGAAACCUUAAGUUACACCACAUAAAGAUCCAGCCAUGACCAGAAUAAAUCUUGCAGGAUCGCAUAUGGACAUAUUCAUGUCAGAUCUGAAUAAUCUGAAGUGUCUAAUAUUUGUACAUCGUUUUACUGUAGUACACAAUUACGGUCGGGCCAAAGGUCAAUCAUAGACAUUCAAAUGAAGGAGCAUUAACCAUUUUCAAAAUAAGUGGAUGUUCAUGUCAUGUGCUUGUGUUUUGGUCUGAGUAUUUCUCCUAAUAGCUAAAACACUGGCCAAUCAACAAAAGGGGAGGGAGAAUGACCUCUGAACCAGGAAGUGAACUGAAUGUGAUCAGUUUUUGAUUUUCUUGCUUAAUGACAGGAAUACUAGUUAGAGAAUGUAAACCUAUAAAAAUACAUUUUUAGUUUGAAUGCAAGACAAAAGUGAAUGGGUUUUGUUUCCCCUUUGGUGUAAUUUUUUAAAGACUGUUUUAAGACAAAUUUAAUAGCAGAAUUGUAAAUAUAUAUUUUUUUUCCAGAAACUGACAUGUACAUUUUAUAUAUCCAUGGAUCUGACUGUAGUGGACUGAGGGCUUUUCUUAGGGGUGUGAGAUUUAAUAAGAGAAGACACAUCCUGAGGCCUUAAUCCUUUUCUCAAGAGUGCACAAAGUAUGGCAUCGGAAAAGAGGAAAACCGUGGAACCGUUUGGAGUAAAACCCAUGGUGACCCAGCCUGACAGUCUGAAGUUUCUUUAAAAAAAUGAAGUUUUGUCUUAAAUGGGUCUGAGAAGCUGUCCGUCUGUUUGUCUGUCUGUCCCCCCUUACUUUGAUAACGAACUCCGUCCUGGGAGCCGGGUCCAGUUCACCCAGAGAGGGCCGCAGUUCUACGGGUUCUAACCCCCACAUGACCUCAGCUGUGGUUCUCAUGACUGGCACUCAUACAGAAUGAAGUGCACUGAGCUUGUGUGCUUGACAGGAACAGCAGUAGCCGCUGAUCUGAGUUCAGUGAGGUAACUGAUGUGUCCAUGAAGGAUUUCUCCCCAGAUGUCAGCUUACUUUCACUUCACUUCCUCCUCAUCUUCGUCACGCAAAGGAGGGCAGUCUAAUAUGAGCUUGUUUAUGAAGCACGUGCCUUCUGAGAAUGUUGGUACCACGACUCUCUCGUGCAGGAUUGCAUCCUCCUCCCUUCUGCUGAUCCGUCUGUCUGCCCGAGAUGCAGAAUGUUCAUGUUUUGUGUCUUUCUCUGUUCUAAUGUAACUUCAUAGCCUCCCCUGGCCUAUGUGGGAAUAAGACUCAAUGUGCACGCUGCAUGUUUGACCUUUGCCAUCUUGCUCUCGACAAUAAACUGCUGGCAGCUAUGA
Molecule: messenger RNA, 3165 nt
Organism: Electrophorus electricus (electric eel)
Lineage: Eukaryota; Metazoa; Chordata; Actinopteri; Gymnotiformes; Gymnotidae
Gene: clic4
Product: chloride intracellular channel 4
Source: RefSeq, a predicted model, not a curated record